GGCUCUUCCCCUGUUAAAAGGAAAAGAAAACUCAGAAUUCUCUCAAGGAAGCGACGGAGGGCUCUGGAAAUCUGAAGUCUUUCCUCUCUGGUGAAAUCGAAUCCAAUCUUCGAGUUUUCAAAUUUUAAUUGCAUCCAAGAAAUCUGCCGUGUCAAUUAUUUCCAUUGAAGGACUAAGCUGGAUCGAUUGGCCGAUUCAGACUCCGUCCUGCUUUCCUUCUCUUUUGGUAUCUUUUUCCAUCUUCUGAUGCUAUUUCUUUUGAAUGGGUUUAAUUCUGAAGAUUCUUUUAUUUUGGUAAGUCCCUCGACUGGUGAAUGAGGAUGGGAUUACAAUCUUCUGGUAAAUCCCUGGAAUUUGCUGGAGGAUUAAACCAUUCCACCGGUUGGAAAUCCAGUUUCUGACUUUCACCCGUGGAGCUUUGAAGUCUUUCUGUUAUAAACUACUGUAUCACGUACUCACGCAUAGAGAAGUGUUGGGGGUUGCUUGAGGAAGGAGUGGGCUAUGGACGAGGUUUGUACUGGUAGAAGGGAAGAGGAAUCUCUGCCACAGGAAUCGGAAGCCAGUGAGAGCUCAACAUCAGCUUCAUCCUCAUCGAGGCUGAUAUCCUGGCGUCCUAGGGCGCUCGCCUUCCGUCCUUGUUCGCCAAUUCUGGACACUAAUGCAAAGCCGCAACAUUUACGAGUGGUUGUCAGAAGGCCGUUGGUUGCCCGGUUGACUAAGGAUAUUGUUGAGAUAUACCAAAUAUGCAACCCAAAGUUUCAUUAUUCAGAAGAAUUGAAUCCAAAGAGGUUCUUGACAUCACCAUCCACCGGACUGUUGAAUGAUGGUUGUGAUAAUGCAAACUCAGACCUAAUUCUUACUGUAAAUUAUUCGCUAGUUAACUCAGAUACAAAGCGAAGAUACAUUGUCAAGGACAUUCUUGGUCAUGGAACAUUUGGGCAGGUUGCGAAGUGCUGGGUUGAGGAAACAAAUAGUUUUGUUGCUGUUAAGAUAAUCAAGAAUCUACCGGCUUAUUACCAGCAAGCACUUGUUGAAGUUUCUAUUCUAACAACAUUAAAUAAGAAGUUUGAUCCUGAGGAUAAGCAUCACAUUGUUCGAAUAUAUGAUUAUUUCGUGUAUCAACGUCACCUGUGCAUAGCAUUUGAGCUGCUUGAGACUAAUCUGUAUGAGCUUAUAAAGUUGAAUCAUUUUAGGGGACUGUCAUUGAGCAUUGUGCAGCUAUUCUCAAAACAGAUAUUGCGUGGAUUGGCUCUUAUGAAAGAUGCUGGUAUAAUUCAUUGUGAUCUAAAGCCAGAAAAUAUUCUUUUAUGCACAAGUGUAAAGCCAGCAGAAAUCAAAAUCAUAGACUUUGGAUCUGCCUGUAUGGAAGAUCGGACUGUUUAUUCUUAUAUACAGAGUCGAUACUAUAGGUCACCCGAAGUUCUUCUUGGAUAUCAGUAUACUACUGCUAUUGAUAUGUGGUCAUUUGGGUGCAUCGUUGCUGAAUUAUUUUUAGGGCUACCAUUGUUUCCUGGAGCUUCUGAGUUUGAUCUUCUGAGGAGGAUGAUUAAAAUAUUAGGGGGCCAACCUCCCGAUUAUAUUCUACGGAAGGCCAAAAAUACUAGCAAGUUCUUUAAAUUCAUUGGGAGCAUAAACCGUGAAGAAAGGGAGGAGAAUCAUAGAAGUAACUGUAGCAUGUACCAAGUUUUGACUGAAGAAGAAUAUGCAGCUAGGGAAUCAAAAAAACCAUCAGUUGGGAAGGAAUACUUUAAUCAUAUGAACCUUGAGGCGAUUGUCACAAAAUACCCUUAUAGGAAGAAUUUGGCAGAAGAAGAACUCGUUAAAGAGAGUCAAGUACGAUUGGCACUGAUUGAUUUCUUGAGGGGACUUGUUGAGUUUGAUCCAGCAAAACGGUGGUCACCUUUGCAGGCUUCAAAGCAUCCUUUUGUCACUGGGGAACCGUUCACAUGUCCAUAUAAACCUGUUCCGGAGACCCCUCAUAUGCCUGUUUCUCAAAAUGUUAAGGUGGACCACCAUCCAGCUGGGGGCCAUUGGUUCGCUGCUGGUCUCUCCCCUAAUAUUUCAGGGAGGAAUCGAGGGGUGAUGCCAAACAGUCCACAUUACCAAUUGAUGUCAUAUGUCCAUCCAGGUAGUUAUGGUAGUUUAGGAAGCCACGGGAGCUACAGUGAGGGCUUGGGGCUUGGAAGCAGUUAUGGAAGUUAUGGUGAUAGUAGCAAUUUCCAUGCUUUUUAUUCGCCGGCAGGUCCAUCUGGAAUGAAUAUCUAUGCACAAAGUGGCAUCUCUAUUCUUGGGAAUAGUCCUGAUACUAGGCGCAUCAUGCAACUAUCACAUGGGAACGGAAUCGGUUUUAGCCCUGGAAAUUUUGCGCCUAUGUCACUUGGUUCUAGUCCUUCACAAUUUACUCCUCCUAGCUCCUAUAGUCAAAUUUCAGCUGGUUCACCAGGACAAUAUGGUCCUCCUUCUCCUGUAAGAGGCAAUUGUCAUGGAUCUCCUUUGGGAAAAAUGGCAUCUGGCAGCAAUUAUAACAGAAGAAAGAACUGGGCCUUUCAAGGGAAUUUUCAAUCGCAAGAAACUAUAUCCUCUUCGAGCUGUCAAGGACACAUUGCUGAUAUUAACACCUCUGGCCAGUCUGAGGGAAAUUCUUCUUCUUUUGGCUCUCAAUCACAUCGACAGCCCAACACAAGCACAUCAACAUGGAGACUGCAACAAGGAGGCAGGAAUAUAACCUCUGGUUACUCCUCUUCGCAUAUGCACACUGUUCAAGGGAGUGGAUACGACAAGUCAGAGGCUAGUAACUCGCUGCCUGAUCCUGGAGACUGGGAUCCCAAUUACAGUGAAGAACUACUUUUGCAAGAGGAUAGUUCGGAUAUGAGCAUCAUGACCAGUGAAUUUAUGAAGGGCAUGCACUUGAGUCAACCUUUAGUCUCUUCUGACACACUGAUAGGGGUAGGAAUAUCCAGCCGCAUCUCCAAUGCCAAUGUUUCUAUACAAAGGCAUGAUGGACCUGUCCAGUCUUUUUCUCCUGGUGAAGCAGGCAGCAGUCCUGCAAUUCAUGGCUAUGCCCAAAUGACUAAUCACUCAUACUUCAUGCCUCAUUCGGCACAAAGUUCUCCCAGCCGUUUGGGGCAGCAGCCGGUUCAGCGGCACAACCUAGGGAGAUCAGCACCAUUCCGUGAUGGUGAGUGGAGUCAUUUGAAUGUCCAGGCUCCUCAAUAUUCUGGGGGUCUACGUUCUCCUGGAAGCAAGGACAUACACUGGGGACGUAGAGGGAAUUACUCUGUCUCCAAUGCUCCUGCUUUCCAUGGAAGAAAAGACUAUGGACGGAAUGCCUAAUAUUUAGGAGUAGCUUGCUGUCGGCUGCAAGCGGGUGUCGUUUUUUUACUGGGAAUGAGGCAACCAUUCUGUGUGAUCCUAUCUCUCUUCUUGGCUCGGUAACUGUCUUGUUUUGAUGAACUAGAUCUUUUAUUUUGUACUAUCAUUUCUUGUAUGUUGCACACAGUUGUGAUGAUCUUCCGCUUGAAACUUCCUUAUACGCUACUCCAUGUUGCAAAACACUAAAUCGUCAUUCCAGGGGUCGAUGGAGAUCCGUUAUUUUCUUAGUCCUUGUGUAAGAGAUUACAAAAGAAGUCCAUGGUAAAAAUUCAAAAUUGUCUAUGAGGUUUAAA
Messenger RNA from Sesamum indicum (sesame), 3665 nucleotides. RefSeq names its product YAK1-like protein 1 (gene YAK1). Gene Ontology annotation, molecular function: protein serine/threonine kinase activity; ATP binding; protein tyrosine kinase activity. The record is from RefSeq and is a predicted model, not a curated record. Gene Ontology annotation, cellular component: cytoplasm. Lineage: Eukaryota; Viridiplantae; Streptophyta; Magnoliopsida; Lamiales; Pedaliaceae. Gene Ontology annotation, biological process: peptidyl-serine phosphorylation; peptidyl-threonine phosphorylation.